CAAAUGUGUGGUGUUGGUGUGUGAGGAAAACAGGACUGAAUUACGGUGUAUUUUACGAUCUAUAUCUAAUUCUUAUAGGAAUUACUGGAAGUAUUUAUGUCCUUUCACGUUGCUGCAUCUUAAGUACAUCCAUUACGUUUACAAACUGUUGCGUAAAAAAUGUUAUAAUGGCUACCACCUACGAAAAUUGGUUGAGUCGCAGGAAAGGUAAACAGAGUGAUUUAUAUAAAUUGGAUACUAAGAAUAAAACACCGGAGGAGAAUAUAAAAGAAAUCAUUCAAGGCCUCUACUUGAAGAAACCAUUCCACAAUGACACCUCACCCACCAACAAGAAUAAUCCUAACCCCAUGGAGUUCAAGACAGGCCUCAGAGGCAUGCAGAAGAAUGGCUCUGAUAGCCGUAGACUGUCCUACUUAAAUGCCUUAGUCACACUUUUAUGUAAAGAAGACAGAAAUAAUUUAGGAUUCACACCAGAUGAGCUAAUGACUUGUAUUCGUGUGAGUCUGGUUGAUGAGUCUAUGGUGAUAAGAGCUUCAGCACUGCGAGUUUUACGCUAUUUAAUCAAGACAGAAACUGAUGUAGCAACAUUUAAUAAUUUGAAACUACCAUACUUGGUUAUAAGAUCAAUGGAUUUAAUGUUGCGGAAUGAAGAGGAACGAGCGCAAGCGUUGCGCGUUGUCCGUCGCGUCGUCGCCGUCGUGGGAGCGACACAGGGCACGCGGCGACAACGCGGCGCUUAUGUCGAACAUGGCUUGCUACGCUGCCUCACUGCCGUGGCUCGAGCGGCGAGUGCUGGGGAUGGCACGGGCGACCGCCUGUCGAGACCCGCCGUUGCCACGCUUGCUGAGAUCUGUGUUCUAAACCCCGACAUGUUCAUAUCAUGUGGGGGUGUGAACGCAGUGACGCGUCAGCUAGCAGAAUGCGCGACGCCCCGCAUGGCGGAGGCGCUGUGCGGAGUACUGCUGCACGCGCUCAACGACCCCGCUUCGCGCAGGGCUGCCCGCAUCGACCUCAUGUGUCUCAGCUCACCUUACUGUGAUUUUCACUUCCGUCCAGCCGGUACUGAGACUAGCAGAGAUGAACGCGAGAUGCGCUUCACGUGUAGUCGCCUCGCCCUUCUCUGCGUGCUCCGCAGUUGGCCAGGGUUACUCCACUUUUGUCACCCUCUCAGCACGGGCGGCUUAAGAGCUCUAGUCGCAGCCCUCUACCUACCGCGGUUAGAGGUUCGAAAAGCGAUAUUAGAUCUCUUGUAUGAACUAGUCGGAUUACCGCAACCGGAAUGGACAGAUGAGAUUUCUGUAGCUUUAGAUGCAGUUGAUCCAUCUGACUUUCAAGACUCCUGGCGACUGAACGAAGGUUUUGUUGCUGCUGAAGGCACUGCCAUAUUACCUCAUCUUGGUGCUACGGGCCCUGAUAUAAUAGAAAUUCAUCUUGCACUUUUACUUCAGUGUUUCUUAGAGGCUGGAUUAUUGGACGGUUUAGCUGAAGUAAUCGUUACAAGUGAUACUUUUAUAUCUGUCCGAGCGACUGUGUUAUUGGGUCAACUUUUGCAUUUAAUACACCUGUAUCUACCUCCUCAAAUAUGUAGUAUAACGCCGGCGCUGCCGACGCUUAUGUCUCAGGCCUCGGCCGGGAAGCCUCAGGCCCUGGCCGCCGUGGCCGCACUAAGAAGACUGCACUCCAUGCUCGAAGCCCGCCCGGCUAGUAGCAGCUUGUUCCUAGACCACAUCAUACAGUAUUGUAGUGGUGCAUUUAGAGAGAAAGUAGAAGACAACUCUAAAAGUAGAAAAGAAAAAGACAACGCUAGUAUGGUUAAGCCCAAACAUGACGUUUCCCUCCAUAAAGAAAAUAGCAUAGAAUUCUUAAAUGAUUCUGAUAACGAAAACGAACCUAAGCAAAGGCAUAGUGUUGGCUCUCGAGCUGAUGUUCCUAACAGAAACGUGAGUGCUUUAGUUAAAAGUAAAAGUGUUAGUUCUCGAACUAGCGCCGCAGUCAGUAGAGUUACUAAAACAGCGAAGUUUUUCAACUUAUUCGAACGAGAUAGCGACAGUUUGAUUCGAUGCACUUUAGUGAUGCAGAACAAGGACGGAAAUACCUGGAAUUGGGAAAUAAUAAGGACUAUUUUGAAGGAAAAUGACGUUCCUCUGUUAAAUCUGAACGACAGUGGGCAUAAAGCAUGGGUAUCUCGUAUCGUAAAUUAUCUGAAGCCGUCUUCCAAUAAGUAUUCUCACACAGAUUUGUCUAGUACUUGCCACGGGCACUCCGCAACCCGCGCGGGCUGUCAACUCAUCAGGCAUCUACUGAGACACAAUGAUCUUGAGUGCCAAAGGUUGUUAGAAGACUUUUUCUCUGACGUGAGCCGUCAGAUCGAGGCUAUAGAGACAGGUUUGAAGGCACACGAGUGUCUGUUCAGUCCUCAACACAUGUGCAAUACUAUGUGUCAGAUGUACUUCUUGUUUAUUGGGCAGCUGUGCCACUCGCAGAACGGAUUGAGGCUCUUCAAACAGACUGGGUUGUAUGAAAACCUCUUAGAACUUUCCACAAGAACUCACCACAGCUGCUAUGUAAAACUAGUAAUAUCCAGUCUAGAUUAUUCAUUGGAUUCUUUCCCAAGAGACAUUUUGGCGAAGACACUAACUUGCAAUAUUCAAGCAUCAAGAUUGUACGCCACACAAUUUUUAAACGUCCUUUUGAGAGCGUCUCGAAAAUCUCGCGAAUUAGUCCGUAGAAAGACUAAAUUAAAGAAAAAUGUGGUUAAUGACCAUAUUAAAACUACGCAAAGGGAUAAUAAUGAAACUAAUACUGGUGUCGAUAUGGAUACUUGGAUCUUACAAAUGUUGAUCAGUCAAAUAAAGGAUGAAUCAAAAGUGGUUGUCAAAACUGCGCUCACGAUUUUGGAAGAAGCUUAUCAUGUACCGUCUUACGUGGAAAAAUUAAUAACGAUGAAGGAGACGCUUUGUCAAAAUUGUCACUUGGAUAAAACAACGGAGCCAAGUGCCUUAGAUUUUGGAGUUGUUAGUGACCGCGGGUACUUAUUGUGGCUGAGUCUAGAAAUAGCGGUAGCCGUACAAUCGGUCGAUGCGAAGUCAAUCGCCUUUCUGAAGAAACAUCUGGAUUUCUGGACUAAAUCUUACAACUACCGUUACGUGCGUCUAGUAGAAGCGGGCGUGCACGAGGCACUGGCAGUGAGUUCUACGGGCGGCGGGCGCGGCGCCCCCCGCGCGCGCCGCGCCGCGCGCCCGCCGCCGCACCUGCACGCCGCACUCGCACCGCGCACGCGUGCCGUACGCGCGCUGCUGGCCGCCGUACUGCCUGAUCACUACAAGAUUUUGCAACGCAAAAAAUGCGCAAACGAACAAGAAAUCGCAGACAUAAAGGCUUCGUUGUGGGCAGUUGGCAACAUUGCAGUGACGUCACAAGGUCUCCACCAGCUCAUGAGCUUGAGUAAUGGUUACUUGGAAGACUCGGUACUGGUACACAUUGUGCGGUUGGCUAAAUACAACCCGGUGUAUUCUGUGAGAGCUACUGCCUUCUAUGUACUCGGCCUAAUAGGAAGCACUUACGAUGGCGCUAAUCUGCUCUCCGAUCUUGGAUGGCUAUGCGUAAGACAUACGAGACACGACCAAUUCCCAGUGAUUCCAGACGAAAGCUACUCCACCGUUGAACAGGGCACGAACGUGCAUUACUUUGUGACUUCACCCGAAAGUCGGUACAAUGCUUACGACACAGAAAUGAGCGAGCAUUCUGAUCACACUGAUCAAAGUGUUGCAGAAAGUUUACAUUCGGAUACUACUAAAAUUUACGGAAAAACUGGAUCGAUAUCUGCCGAUACUUCGGAAAUUAAAGAUCAGGAUGUAACCGAUCAUAAAGCGUAUAGUGAUGGACGGCCAGACAAAAGAAAGUCACAUACAUUGCCUUCUCAAAGUUGUUCUAGCUCUCAUGACCGGCCAACUUUAUCGGAAUCGAGAACUGUCGAUAUACUCCGAGAUUGUUCGAGUUAUGAACGACCCGGGCCACAUCGGGUCCCUAUGUCUGAGAACAGAUUAGUAAUAGGCAGAAUGAACUCUCUAGAACACCACGAGGGUCGAGUGAGAAAUACCAGUGAAUCGAGUACCAGUGGAGUUAGUAGUUGCGACUCUUUUCUAGGGAAAUAUGCGCUUCCUGACAGGGUUUUGACUCUCAGUCCGAUUCCAAGUUCAUCAAGUUUGUACGGAAUGAAGAGCAGUAAUAGUUCUCAUCGGCCGAAGAUAUCGGACCUGCAACGUCGAACUUCUACUUCUAGUUUUACUGGUAACGAUGUAGCUAGUUCCCCUCCGUCUCAAAUGGAUAUGACGGGAUACGCCACCUUGAAGUCCCUUAAUAGACGGCCUUAUUUGUCAGAAAGUGCUGCAGGCUCAAGUGACAUGGAUGACUUGAGCUGGUUACUAUCAGAUACAAAUAGACGGUCAAAACCUUUUUCUUCGCUGAGGGAUAGAGCAAAGACUACAAAAGAAAGAAUGGCUAAACUCAGCCUAUUGGAAUACGACUGGAAGCCACUACCUCUAGGGGAGAACGCCCGCUCGUCCCCGUUAAGUGGCAACACCGGUACGCCUGGCAACACCGGGCUGUCGGGCGUGACGUCACUGCAGCCGCGCCGCGCCACGUGUCCGGCCGCACCGCCGCCCUUACAACGACCUCACGGAACUACACCUGCGUAUAUUGGAAUAUGCCUCCCGAGGGAUCUUAUGGAACUGUUUCCAAGAGAAGAAGAUAUACUCGACGAAGACACCGAUAAAAGUGACCACACGAAACGUGACCGCCUCCCAUCUUUUCUUGUGGACACGAGUAGUGCAAGCACGGAGAACAAGUCUCGAGCAACACCUGAUAGUCAGAAGUUGACUUCUCAUAAAGCCAGUUUAAACACAAUAGCAGUUCAAAUUCACAAAGCGAACUCAGAUAAAGUUGAAACUAACGCGGAUACAUCCAUUGCUAGCAUAGACACGAGCGAAUCAAAUACACGCGUAACCAAAGACAAAACCAAAAGGAUUGUGACAACCGUCAAUGAAAACGAUAUGAACACUAACAGUGUACCAAAUAAAGUCGAUGAAGGAGUAAAGCCAACAAAUAAUGAAAGCAAAGAUGAUGUCACAGCCACUGGAUUAGAGGGUCAAGGUCAAAUUGUUCAGGAGAUUGUAGGACUAAGGUCUACAGCUGACGGAGGUGACAACACGGUCCAAAGUGUAGGGGCAGUGGUCACUGAGACAGUUUCUGCGACGAGUAAAAAAUGGCGGCAUGUUACGGCAGAUUGUUUGGCCUGUGUUCGAACUCGACCUCCUUCGUCACAUGAGUUGCGUGAAGCCUUUUUUGCUGGUAUGGACGUAUCCAGCUCGAGCUUUACGGAGCCACGAAGCCCUACAAAUGAUAAGUCCGUUGGUGAUCGCAACGCAGGCCCUCAAGCGGAACUAUUGCAUCAAGUGCACUUUAUGUCCAACCCUAUACAUUUGAGACAGGCUCGUUCCGUGCUGCUGUCUAUGAAGCAACGCCAUCCCGAGGUAUUUCGUAGUCCAUGUGUUUAUUCUGACGUUAGUGCCUUACUGGCUAGAGAUACAUACAUGCUGUGCGCAAGAAGGUUCGUACAAGAACUGUUUCUUGAUACGAACUUCGAUUGUUUUGCUGGCGAACCCGCCGCGGUACUGAGUAGACACGGCGUCGUGUCGCCCACUACGAGCGCAGCGCCCGCGAUACGACAAUAGUAUUGUGAUCCCGAUGUACGAGUGAGGUCGCGAACAGUCACUUUUGCUACUAAAAUUUAUAUCAGAGAGUUCGAAACGUUUUCUUCCGCGUUGAAAUAUCGGACCCAGUGUGUUGUUAGUAUUUUGAAGUAAGUAGAUUGCGACGCAGUGAUGAAAUUGAAUCUUUCUUUGGUGUAAAUGAAGAUUAUUUUGACGUACCUACACUAAAUGUAUUAUGCUACAGUGUAGACGUGCAUUUAAUUGGCUAUUAUUUAUUAUGGCUUCAAAAGCUGUUUUUAUGUAAAUUAUGUCCAGCGUAGUUGCUUAUGGCACUUAAAAAGUAAUAAUUAGACCCUUUCAAAAUUAUUGAGAAACAAUUCAUAUUAUUUGAGGCUUCUACGCACGACCUCCGAGAUAUUUACUUUACUAACGUUACUUAUGAAGUCAUCAUUGAAUUGUCUAUUGGAUUCUGUCCAACAGUAUGUUCGCGACCUUACAUCGUUCGUAGUGAUCAAAUAUAAUGAUGUGAUCACACGAUUACUACUAAGAUUCACUUAUAUACAGGUUUUGGUAAUUUAAAGGAUACUAAUUAAUGAUUUCUGUUGCUGUAACUUACCGUUAUUCUAUUUUCAAGCACUUGUAUGGAUUUGAAUUAAUAUAAUAGCACUUUAGAUAGGUUACCUUUUAAUAUGAAUGUAAAAAUCUAGUUAUGUACGAUUUUUCGUUACACAACAGUCUUCAAUUAUAUAGUAUUAGAAGUCAUUGUUGCAGUUAAAUAUGUAAAAUAAUGCUAAUUUAUAAAACCGAUUAUUUUAUAACAUAGGUCUUCCGAUAUUAUCGGAUUAAUAAUAUUAAAUGAAAUUAAGCUUUUUCGAAAAAAAAACCGGUGGUAUUAUAAAUCUAUUUGCUUUUCAUUUAUAGCGAAAUAAAUGAAAAUCACAAGUAGAGUUAUAAGUUAAGCAAGAUUUUGUAUAAACGAGGUAAAACGAAAUUAAUGCAUUUACUACCCUUACGCUUAGCUUGAAAAAGAAAUAAGCCCUGUAGGUAUAGAUAUAACAUGUCGCAUACAUACUGUGUGUUUGUUAUGUUAAUCAAUUACAGAGUAAUUCGGAGAUUUAUUAGACUAAAAUGCCUUGUUGCGCUAGACAUUAUCGAAUAUAAAAAAAUAAAUAAACAAAAACCCACGUUUAUGAAAAAUCUUGCAUUUAUACCAACACUAAACUAAUUUAUUACUAUCCGGUAAAAGCAUCCCUGUACCUAGCUUUAUAAUAAAAUGCCGAAUAGCUUAUUAACUUUGUAUGUGAGAAAAAUUGUGCUAACUGCCAAGAUCUUAUUUACUUACAUUUAAGCGAAAGUGUCUAUGGAAUUGCAAAUUUUGUUGGAUAUUUUCUUAAAGUAAUGUUUAUUUAAUGUAUGAGCACAUGAUUGAAAACGUUUGCCUUAAAGUGUUAUUAUUUUCAGAGAAUAUAGAAACUAUUAAUUUACUAGUCUCACAUAAUGACAAUAGUUACUGACCCAACUGACUGAGUAUUGCACCAUUCCCACUGACUCCAAUAGAUAAUGUUAGUGUACCUAUUCACCUAUCCCACCUUGAACAACGAUACGAAAUGUUCCCUAGAUUCAAGCAUAUUAAUUAUAGUUAGAAAUACCUACUACAACCUUGUGUUAAUUAUUUUACUAAAGUCUUAUGUUUGCAUUUAAUAGAACUUGUUUUUCUUAUUUUCAUUGUUGUUAUUUAUGGAAAUUCGAUCAGAAUAGCAAUUUAGUUUUACUGUACAUGAUAUUAUAAGUAUUAAUACAGAGCACUCUGGAUGUCACAUAUUACUACUUGUUAUAUAAUCGUUUGUUAAUGUUCAAUAAUAGUGUGUAAUGCGUAGUUGAAUUAAGAUUUUCGUACCACUUGUGGAUUGUUAUUGAAUUUGAAUAAGAAAAAACUGUAAAACGCGGCAGUAUUUGUAGAGGAAAGUUUUGUAUGCUAUCUAGUUUAAUAAUUUAUGCGUCCUCGAUAUCCUGCAUUUAUGAGACUGUAACAUUUAAUAUGACUAUCAGAGAGUAACAUGUUAACUACUGCUACGCUACUUCCCUGUCAAAUUCUAGUUCUUAGAGUAGAAACUGAUAUCCAAAUAUUAUAAAAAUGCAUUUCAUUAGUCGAAAUUCACAAUUGCAUAUCUAAUGAAACUUAUGUUCUUUUGUAAUAAAUAAAAAAAUAAAACAAAAAGUGCCAUUGUGCUGGUUCCUUGCAAUUAUAUUAACAUGUUGAAUUACUCUUAAGUAUCAACCUACUAUUAUGCCACUUCAUUACAAUAAAUAUAUUAUUUUAUAACGUACCUACA
This is a messenger RNA of Helicoverpa zea (corn earworm), 8044 nucleotides long. It is a transcript of the gene rictor, whose product is annotated as rapamycin-insensitive companion of mTOR. The record is from RefSeq and is a predicted model, not a curated record. Gene Ontology annotation, biological process: TORC2 signaling; positive regulation of phosphatidylinositol 3-kinase/protein kinase B signal transduction. The transcript has 24 exons. Gene Ontology annotation, cellular component: TORC2 complex. Gene Ontology annotation, molecular function: protein serine/threonine kinase activator activity. The coding region runs from base 168 to 5732 and encodes 1854 amino acids. NCBI's taxonomy places the organism in Eukaryota, Metazoa, Arthropoda, Insecta, Lepidoptera, Noctuidae.